Drosophila gunungcola (fruit fly) is the source of this 647-nucleotide messenger RNA. RefSeq names its product akirin. Lineage: Eukaryota; Metazoa; Arthropoda; Insecta; Diptera; Drosophilidae. The transcript has a single exon. The record is from RefSeq and is a predicted model, not a curated record. Bases 115 to 567 code for a protein of 150 amino acids. Gene Ontology annotation, biological process: positive regulation of transcription by RNA polymerase II; positive regulation of innate immune response. Gene Ontology annotation, molecular function: transcription coregulator activity. Gene Ontology annotation, cellular component: chromatin; nucleus.
GGACUCAUUUUCCUAAAAUGUUAUCAGAUCAUAUUUUCACAUCAAAGUGAACAGACCUCAAAUAAUAUAUAAAUCAUAUUUUAACGCAUAAAAAAAUCUAAAAAGGACACAGACAUGAAUUGCUUAUCCCUGAAGCGUUUCCUAAUAUUGGAGGACAAUUCGACGGAUCAUUCCCCUGCAAAACGAAGGCGACUUCGUUGUCAAGAACUGAAUAUAACAAAAUUACCCUCUAAAAUAUGUAAAGAUAAGGAUCCAAAAAUUCCAAGAGAUUUUUUGAAAGGUUUACCAGUACUGCUUGAUACCGAUUCCAGUGAUUCGGAAAUAGAUUCCCGGACAUUUAAAGCUAAUGCUACAAAGAUAGCUGCUCCGGAUAAUCAAAAACUGUUUAGCUUUGAGCAAUUACAAUCAAUUUUCUGCGGAAUGUUGCAGCAAUGUGAAAAUCGCGUCAAGGAGGAAUUUGAAUUGGAGUUGACCCAAAAAAUGGCGGAACAAUAUGACAUUUUUAUCAAGUUCACCCACGAUCAAAUGCAGCGAGAAGGUGGGCAGAAUGCCAGUUAUUUGUCAUAGCCCAAAUUGUUAAAUUUUAAGUUACAUUUUACGAAAAAGAAUUGUGUUUGUUACUUUAAUAUACAUUUAUUUUCUUAAAA